Molecule: messenger RNA, 2889 nt
Organism: Lytechinus variegatus (green sea urchin)
Lineage: Eukaryota; Metazoa; Echinodermata; Echinoidea; Temnopleuroida; Toxopneustidae
Product: ankyrin-3-like
Exons: 10
Coding region: 1-2889 (962 amino acids)
Molecular function (GO): protein binding
Source: RefSeq, a predicted model, not a curated record
AUGGUUGUUUCCUACCAGUACCCAAAUAGCACAUGGGAGAGAGUGGCAAUGACGCCUUGCCAAAGGGCGCUAGGCCUUGGUGGGAUUAGAACAAACGACCCUCUGAUUACAAGGCGAGAGUUAGGACCGCACCACAGCGCUUUCACGGCAAUAAUGAAAUUAAACAUCAUGGUCUCAAUGAUGAAAAGGGAGUCCUCUGUGGUCACACCACAUUUUCUUGCUGUUCCACAGGGAAUUUCUGAAAUACCGAAAUCCAUCGAUUAUCUUAGAGCAAGUAUGGUUCAAGAGAAUACAGAUGACUACUCUCCGUUACAAAUGGCUGUAAUGAAUGGUCACCUUGAUGAAGUACAAAGCAUAGUCAGUCAAGGGGCGAACGUGAAUCAGGGUACCGCUGAAGGCUGGACACCGUUAAUGAUUGCAGCAAAGACCGGCAGAGUGAAACUGUUGACAUUUUUCAUCGAUCAAGGGGCUGAGAUUACAAAUCAAGGGGUUGAGGUGAAUAAAGGAGAUAACAAUGGUUCCACUGCAUUACACCUUGCUGCUCAUAAUGGGCGUCUUGAUGUAACCAAAUAUCUCAUCAGUCAAGGGGCCGAGGUGAAUAAAAGAGAUAACUAUGGUUGGACUGCAUUACACAUUGCUGCUCAGAAAGGUCGUCUUGAUGUAACCAAAUAUCUCAUCAGUCAAGGGGCUGAGGUGAAUAAAGGAGUUAACAAUGGUGGGACUGCAUUACACAUUGCUGCUCAUAAUGGCCAUCUUGAUGUAACCAAAUAUCUCAUCAGUCAAGGAGCAGAGGUGAAGAAAGAGGAUAACAAUGGUUGGACUGCAUUACACUUUGCUGCUCAUAAUGGUCAAUUUGGUGUCACUGAUCGUCUGAUCAGCCAGGGGGCUGAGGUGAAUAAAGAGGACAACAAUGGUGGGACUGUAUUACACAAUGCAGCUCACAAUGGUCGUCUUGAUGUAAUCAAAUAUCUCAUCAGUCAAGGGGCUGAGGUGAAUAAAGGAGAUAACGAUGGUGGGACUGCAUUUCACAUUGCUGCCCAUUAUGGUCAUCUUGAUGUAACCAAAUAUCUCCUCAGUCAAGGGGCUGAGCUCAUCAGUCAAGGGGCUGAGGUGAAUAAAGGGGAUAACGAUGGUUGGACUGCAUUACACUUGGCUGCCCAGUAUGGUCAUCUUGAUGUAACCAAAUAUCUCAUCAGUCAAGGGGCUGAGGUGAAUAAUGGAGUUAACAAAGCUCACAAUGGUCAACUUGAUGUAACUAAAUAUCUCAUCAGUCAAGGGGCUGAGGUGAAUAAAGGAGAUAACAAAGGUAGGAAUGCAUUACACCUGGCUGCCCAGAAUGGUCAACUUGAUGUAACCAAAUAUCUAAUCAGUCAAGGGGUUGAGGUGAAUAAAGGAGUUAACGAUGGGGCUGAGGUGAAUAAAGGAGUAAACAAUGGUUGGACUGCAUUACACAUUGCUGCUCAUAAUGGGCAUCUUGAUGUAACCAAAUAUCUGAUCAGUCAAGGGGCUGAGGUGAAUAAAGGAGAUAACAAUGGUUGCACCGCAUUACACUUUGCUGCCCUGAAUGGUAAUCUUGAUGUAACCAAACAUCUCAUUCGUCAAGGGGCUGAGGUGAACAUGACAAAUGAAGAUGGUUUGAGAUCUCUAGACUUUGCUCUUUUAAGAAAUCAUUCUGACGUUGUUCACAUUCUUAAAGCUGAAGAUGCGAGUAUUGAUGAAGGAAUUCUUCGUCAGCAGGGAUUUCUACAUGUGUUACUGCCCUUGACGGAUAUUGCAAAACUUCUCAGCCCAGCUUUCCUUACCGAGGAUAUUCAUCUUGCUAUAAAAAAUGGUCAAACCACCACGAUUGAGAACUUAGUGUCUCAAGGAGCUGAUCUCAAUGUCCAGUCAGCUGACGGUCAGAUGUGUCUCCAUGAAGCCAUCAAACUCUGUUACAAAACUGGGAGAAAUGUAGAAGAAAGCUACACGCUAAGAAAGAUUUCAGACGAGAUUUACAAUGGAAAUCUAUCACCUGAGAAGGCUUUGGUGUUUUAUUUACUUGACAAUGGAGCUAAGACAGACGUGGAAGAUAAGUCAGGAAAACUACCAAUCCACUAUGCCAAAGAUGAAGUGGUUAGACAGAUGAUCUUAUCGAGAAUGAAAUCUCCUGAAGAGGCCCAUUAUUAUCAAGAAAGCGUGAAUAAAGAACGUCACACGGAUUCUAAAGUCUCUGCUGACGCAACUUCAGAGGAUGUCACAAUGUCCCAGGAUGAUACGAGGGAGCAGAGUAAGCAAAAUGAAACUCAAACCCAAGCUGCAGAAAGCGAUGAGGGUCAUCAUACUGAUGAAGAAUAUGACUUGAUUCAAAUUGAGAAGCAUGGCAUUACUGUCAGAAUUUCCAAAUAUGAAAUCUACAAUGCAAAGGACAUCACUGUGGAAGUGAUUGAAGAGGUCCCACCUGAGCUAAAGCUGAAGGAAACAGAAGCCAUCAUUUCGGUUGGAUUGAAGAUGUCGCCUUCUGACGCAAUCUUUGACAGUCCUGUGAGAGUAACAAUGCCCCACUGUGGUGCCUUUACAAAGCCUUCUGAUGCAGAAGUUUACAUCUAUUAUCGCAAGAACGAUUCUACAAAGUUUACAGCGAUUCUAUCCACCAGCACUAGUAUCCCAAAAUGUGUUGUGAGAGAUCGCGAUCUAGAUAUCUACCUGGAACACUUCUCAGAAUUCUGGAUUAUUGCUACAAUAAGAAAGAUAUUUAUUGGGAAACGUGUUAUUUGUACACCAAUCAUUCCUGUACUAGCACCUAGAAAUCCCAUGCCCGUUUUGUGGGUCAAUGUCAGGGACCAAAACGUUGCAGAAGGACAGGUUAGUCAUAUUGGAAGGGUUCCACCACAUUUCUUCUCAUAUUCUUAG